UUACAGAAAUUACCCCUUGGCUCGUUAAACGUGCUUAAUGCGCGCAGACUGUGGAGACACCCGUACGCAUUCGCCUCUCCAGAUGAGUGAAAAACACCGAGACCGGAUGGUUCCCUCCCGAGGUACAAACUUCCGACUGGUGCAAACUUCGCGGCUCAUCCCGGUAUGAUCAUUUCCAACUUGAGCCUGAGCUGCGCGCACUGUCCCGAGGGAGUAGCCCGCAGCACGGAGGCGACGGACGCGUACGAGGAGGUAUCCGGUUCCCUGCCCCCUCCGUCCCUGAGCCCGACUGGGCACCUUCUGGUGGCGGUGUGCCUGGGCUUCAUCGGCACUUUCGGGUUUCUCAGUAACUUCCUGGUGCUCACGCUGUUCUGCCGGUACCGGGCUCUGCGCACGCCCAUGAAUCUCAUGCUGGUGAGCAUCUCGGCGAGCGACCUGCUGGUUAGUGUGCUGGGGACUCCGUUCAGCUUCGCAGCCAGCACCCAGGGGCGGUGGUUGAUCGGACGCGCUGGGUGCGUUUGGUAUGGGUUCGUUAACUCAUGUUUGGGUAUUGUUUCCCUCAUCUCAUUGGCUGUUUUGUCCUACGAGCGCUACUGCACCAUGAUGGCGCAGACUAUUGCAGACUGUAGAGACUUCCGCCCAACCCUGGCAGGGAUCUGCUUCUCCUGGCUUUACUCCGUGGCCUGGACCGUGCCUCCGCUGCUGGGCUGGAGCAGAUAUGGUCCUGAGGGUCCCGGCACCACCUGCUCGGUUGACUGGAGGACACGUACGCCAAACAAUAUCUCCUACAUCAUCUGCCUGUUCACCUUCUGCCUCGUUCUGCCGUUCGGCGUCAUCCUCUACUCCUACGGCAAGCUGCUGCACGCCAUCAGACAGGUGCGAAUCUGCAAUGUAAAUGUUAUGAGAGCGCUUGUUCCAAAGUGA
Molecule: messenger RNA, 924 nt
Organism: Neolamprologus brichardi
Lineage: Eukaryota; Metazoa; Chordata; Actinopteri; Cichliformes; Cichlidae
Source: RefSeq, a predicted model, not a curated record